This is a messenger RNA of Saccharomyces mikatae IFO 1815, 1989 nucleotides long. RefSeq names its product Noc3p (gene NOC3). The record is from RefSeq and is a predicted model, not a curated record. The transcript has a single exon. Gene Ontology annotation, cellular component: nucleolus. Lineage: Eukaryota; Fungi; Ascomycota; Saccharomycetes; Saccharomycetales; Saccharomycetaceae. Bases 1 to 1989 code for a protein of 662 amino acids. Gene Ontology annotation, molecular function: chromatin binding. Gene Ontology annotation, biological process: DNA replication initiation.
AUGGCUAAGAGAAAUAGGUCACAAUUUCGCAUUCAGGAAAGAACUGCAAAAAAGAGAAAGCACGAAGAUUCUUUAUUAGAAAGCAAUGCCUUCCAAAAUGUGCCAGAAAAUAUAGGUGAAAAUGCCAUAAAUAGCACUAAAGGCGCAUCCUGGGAUGAAGAAGAACAGGACUAUGAAAUAGUUCCUAGAAAGAAUCGCUCUGAUACAUCGAACCUUGUAGAAGGACUUCCUAUCAAGGUUAAUGGUAAAGUUGAAAGAAAACUACAUAAAGCUCAAGAAAAGCUAAAGAAGAACGAAACAGAAGAGGAAUUUAGUGACUCUUCAGAAGGUGAUGAGUCACUAAAUGAAGAACAAGAAGAAGAGCCGAAAGAAGAAGAGCCUGAUACGGAAGAAAAAGUUAUACAGCUAAAGGAAGACAUUGCUGACUUGGUCACUAAAAUUAUGGAGGAACCUGAAGAAAACACUGCUGCAUUAGCGCGUUUAUGUAAAAUGGUAGAAUCUAAAAAUCCUAACACUUGCAAAUUUUCCAUGUUGGCUUUGGUUCCUGUGUUUAAAAGUAUCAUACCAGGCUAUAGAAUUAGACCAUUGACUGAAAGCGAAAAAAAGGAAAAAGUCUCUAAGGAAGUCUCUAAGCUUAGAAAUUUUGAGCAGGCUUUAGUUUAUAACUACAAAAAUUAUGUUGGAAGAUUGCAGAAUCUUUCGAAAACUCCCAGUAACGCUGCCCCUAUGCAGGUUUCAUUAGGCAUUUUGGCUACUCAAGCUGCCAAGGAAUUGAUCUCUACCGCAUCUCAUUUCAAUUUCAGGACGGAUAUCUUUACUUUAUUGUUGCGUAGAAUUUGCAAACCAAAAAUUUCGACAGAUCCAACCUCUAUUCAAAUAAUCAAGACAUUCGAAACUCUGUUAAAUGAGGACGAAGAGGGCUCAAUUUCGUUCGAAAUACUUAGAAUUUUCAACAGAAUACUGAAGACAAGAAAUUUCAACAUUGAAGAGUCUGUUCUGAAUAUGUUAUUAUCUUUGGAUGUUUUGCAUGAUUACGACCCCAAUACCAAAACCGAAGAACACGUCGGAACUCCUAAGUUAAAGAAGAAAGAUAGAAUCCAUUUGUCGAAAAAGCAGAAAAAAGCUCGAAAAGAAAUGCAACAAAUUGAGGAGGAAAUGCGUAGCGCCGAGCAAGCUGUUUCUGCAGAAGAGAGAGAAAGAAAUCAGUCUGAAAUUUUAAAAAUUGUGUUCACUAUUUAUUUGAAUAUUUUGAAAAAUAAUGCUAAAGCGCUCAUUGGAUCGGUAUUGGAAGGCCUAACGAAAUUCGGUAAUAUGGCUAACUUUGAUCUUUUAGGGGAUUUCCUCGAGGUAAUGAAAGAACUAAUUAGUGACACCGAAUUUGAUGAUCUUUCUUCUGACGAAGUUCGUAAAGCUUUGCUUUGUAUUGUUAGUGCAUUCUCGCUUAUUUCGAAUACACAACAUAUGAAAGUUAAUAUGGACUUGUCCAAAUUCGUGGAUGGGCUUUAUGCACUAUUACCUUACAUUUGCCUCGAUGCAGACAUUGAACUGUCUUAUAGGUCGUUGAGAUUAGCUGAUCCUCUCAAUAUCGAAAUAAUAAAACCAUCAGUUAACGUUUCUACUAAAGCAGAACUUUUAUUAAAGGCGCUAGAUCAUAUAUUCUUCCGUUCCAAAUCAGGGACCAAGGAAAGGGCUACAGCUUUCACCAAAAGAUUGUACAUGUGCAUCAGUCAUGCCCCAGAAAAAACAAGUAUUGCCAUCCUAAAAUUUAUUGAUAAAUUGAUGAAUAGAUAUCCUGAAAUUUCAGGCCUUUACUCUUCCGAAGAUAGAAUAGGCAACGGCCAUUUUGUAAUGGAGGCUGAUAAUCCUUCAAGGAGUAACGCAGAUGCGGCAACACUAUGGGAUAACGCUCUUCUUGUAAAACACUAUUGCCCUAUAGUUACGAAGGGGCUACACUCUUUAUCAACUAGAUCAAAAGAAUACUCUAAAUAG